Molecule: messenger RNA, 780 nt
Organism: Solanum tuberosum (potato)
Lineage: Eukaryota; Viridiplantae; Streptophyta; Magnoliopsida; Solanales; Solanaceae
Product: blue copper protein-like
Exons: 3
Coding region: 1-780 (259 amino acids)
Cellular component (GO): plasma membrane
Molecular function (GO): electron transfer activity
Source: RefSeq, a predicted model, not a curated record
AUGGCUUCAAAAAUUAUUUUUUGUUUUAUGAUUGGGUUUUUAGGAUUUUUGCCAGAAAUUACAAAGGCAACUGAAUUUUGGGUAGGAGGUGAAAAGGGCUGGACCCUUGAUGUUGAUUAUCAAGCUUGGGCCAAGGACAAAACUUUCAAAGUUGGAGACACAUUAGUCCCUCCACCAAGUCAAGGUUUAACUUCUGGCCAUGAUGUUAUUACAUUGGCUAGCCCUGGUAAACAUUGGUACAUUUGUGGUUUUCCAACACAUUGUUCUGAUUAUAGCCAAAAACUGGUCAUCACCGUCGAAGGUGGAGCUCCGGCACCGGCACCGGUACCGGCCAUGGAGUAUUGGGUUGGAGGUGAUAAGGGAUGGACCAUUGAUGUUGAUUAUCAAGCUUGGGCCAAGGGCAAAAAUUUCAAGGUUGGAGACACAUUAGUUUUUAAAUUUACCAAAGGACAUCAUAAUGUGUUCAAAGUGAACCAAACAUCUUUCAAAGACUGCAUAGUCCCUUCAAGUGGAGGAUUAACUUCUGGUCAUGAUGUGAUCACAUUAGCCACUCCUGGUAAAAAAUGGUACAUUUGUGGUUUUCCAUCACAUUGCUCUGACCAUAACCAAAAGCUUGUCAUCACCGUGGAAGGCGAAGCUCCGGCACCGGCAACUCCCAUCCCUGCACCGGGACCGGCUACUAAGGAUGCUUCAAAUAAUUCAUACAAGGUUACUAUAUCUGCAUACAAGAUCUUUGUUGGAGGUGUGGUUUUAGUUUGGACAAUUCUAACAUUAGUUUGA